GUUUUUCUCCCCGCAAACAGCCACGUGUGAGUAAAGCGAGUCCGGUUUGGCCAUGGCGGCGGCUGUCUAAAGCGGGAGCCCCGGCACCUAGGCAACAGUGCACUGCACUGCGCAACAACACAGGCAUUAACAAUGGCGCUCCAAAAUGGGCUUGUCAGCAUUGCUGCUGUCGACAGCAUAGAAACACUCGACUCGAAAACGUCAUAUUUCCUCGAAUAUCUUGCAUUACGAAAACAAACAGAAGAUGUCAGUUUGGCCAAAUUCUUCGCUUUCCACCUUGAUGGAGGACUUGGUGUCCCUCCUGGACUCGCCGUUUCUGACGGCUGAAGACGACCCCUGUCUCCUGCACAAGGAUCUGGAGGCCGGGCCGGUGAAGGCCUGCCUCAGGUCACUCCCGUUUGGCGAUGCAUCCUCCCAAUGGCCGUGUGUCAAUCCAUUACUGGACACAGACAAUGGUGUGGGGGAUGCGUUCACCGGCUUGGACUGGAUGGUUGAGAAGGUAGAUCUCUUUGACACCCUGAUUGAAGAUGAAAGUGAUCCUCCAUCCCCAGAGGACCUGAUGGCAGCACUGGAUCGUUCUUGUGACCUUCUGGAUGACCUGCCCUUUGACCCCUUGCCCAAUAAACUACAAGUAUCUGACCCUGUGCUGGACAAUAAUAAUCUGGACUUUGGGGCAUUCCCCACCUCACCCCUGGGAUCUGAUCAACUGGCCCCCGCUUCCCCCUCCCCCGUCAGCCUGAAAACCCCAGAACUUUUCUCCUCUCCGAGCCACUCAAUAAAUUAUGAAGAGGAGAGUGAAACCAGUGUUUUAGAUAAUGAUAAAAGGCUAGAUUUGGCUUUGCUUCAAUCAUCACCACUUCAGAAUUCCUGCAAAGAGAAGGAUGAAGGGGCUUUAUCUGACUCUGACAGUGGGCUUUGUAAAAGUCCAGUUCAAACCCUCGACAGUGGGCUUGACACAAGCCUAGCUCGGACUUCAGGGGGUGCUUUGUCGGACUCUGACAGUGGGCUUCCUGCAAGCCCCUGUCACAGUCCUGUUCAGUCUCCAGAUAAUAGCAUGUCAGAAGGCUCCUCUCAAUCUGGCCUGUCCUCACUGGAGAGUUUAAGCCCAGUCAGGUCGACACCGUACGACCGCCCUAAUGCAGAGACAGUAGCAAAAGUAACACCAGCCAAAGUGAAAGUAAUCAGUGGUGCAGAGCCGAAAGUUAUAGAGAAAAAAUUGAAGAAGAUGGAACAGAACAAAAGUGCAGCAACACGGUACAGACAGAAGAAGAGAGCAGAGCAGGAAGCUAUAACUGCAGAAUGCCGGCAGUUAGAGGCAAAAAACCAGACCUUGCAGGAGAAAGUGGACUCUAUGGCAAAAGAAAUUCAAUAUUUAAAAGGCUUGGUAGAUGAGGUCAGAAAAGCUAAAAUUAAAAAAGAAAAAAGCUUGUAAUGUAGAAUAGUGUGUUUGUAUAUGUUGUAGUACUUGUUUUUAAUGUUAUUUGUAAUAAAACAUUGAAAAUGUC
Callorhinchus milii (elephant shark) is the source of this 1505-nucleotide messenger RNA. RefSeq names its product cyclic AMP-dependent transcription factor ATF-4-like. Gene Ontology annotation, molecular function: RNA polymerase II transcription regulatory region sequence-specific DNA binding; DNA-binding transcription activator activity, RNA polymerase II-specific. The record is from RefSeq and is marked provisional. Gene Ontology annotation, biological process: regulation of transcription by RNA polymerase II. Gene Ontology annotation, cellular component: ATF1-ATF4 transcription factor complex; nucleus; ATF4-CREB1 transcription factor complex. Lineage: Eukaryota; Metazoa; Chordata; Chondrichthyes; Chimaeriformes; Callorhinchidae.